UAAAUUUGUGACGUUUUCUAUCUAAACAUAACAAAGGUCUAAUUUGAUAAACGAAGCAGCGUUAUUGUGGCGAAAUCUCACUUAAAUAAUUUAUUUUACUGUUUAGCUAGUGAAGUUUCAAUGAUUUAGCCCCUUCCAGUAUGAGUGAAACCGAUAAAACCAUGUACGGCACAACGCUGUCACUAGAAUCGAUCAAGGUGAUCGCAGAAAGUAUUGGCGUGGGCAGCCUACCCGAUGAUGCUGCGAAAGAACUGGCGGAUGAUGUUUCUUUCAAGCUCAAACAAAUCGUCCAAGAUGCUGCGAAGUUUAUGCACCAUUCAAAGCGCAUGAAGAUGUCUAUUGCCGAUAUAGAUCACUCGCUGAAAGUGCGCAACAUUGAGCCACAAUAUGGCUUCGUUUCGCCAGAUUUCAUUCCAUUUCGUUUUGCUUCCGGAGGAGGACGUGAGUUGCAUUUUAUCGAGGAGAAAGAAAUUGAUUUGGCGGACGUUAUACAAACGGCACCACCGAAAAUUCCUCUGGACAUAACGCUGAGGGCGCAUUGGCUUUGUGUGGAUGGGGUUCAACCUACAAUUCCAGAAAACCCACCCCCGCUUUCAAAGGAUGUUCAAGCAUUGGAUUCGGUUAAUCCGGUUCACAAGCUCGACAAGGCACACAUUAAGGAUACCACGGGCAAACCGGCUAUUUGGAAGGCGCAGAAGCUGAAGAAUGUUGAGACGGUCCAUGUGAAGCAACUGGCUACUCACGAGCUAUCAGUAGAGCAGCAGCUGUACUACAAGGAGAUCACCGAAGCUUGUGUCGGUUCGGAUGAGGCUAGAAGAGCGGAGGCACUUACAUCAUUGGCAUGUGAUCCAGGGCUGCAUGAGAUGUUGCCGAGGAUGUGUACUUUUAUUGCCGAGGGCGUAAAAGUUAAUGUAGUUCAGAAUAAUCUUGCUUUACUGAUAUAUCUCAUGAGAAUGGUGCGAGCGUUGUUGGACAAUCCGGCGUUGUAUUUGGAGAAAUAUCUUCAUGAAAUGAUUCCGUCUGUAUCAACGUGUAUCGUUUCUAGGCAGCUUUGCAUGCGUCCCGAGCUGGAUAAUCAUUGGGCUCUGCGGGAUUUUGCUGCCCGGCUGAUGGCACAGAUUUGUAAGAAUUUUAACACUUCGACGAACAACCUGCAGACACGUGUUACCAGACUCUUCAGUGCUGCCUUACAGAACGACAAGACGCCUUUAUCCUCCUUGUAUGGCGCAUUGGAGGGAUUGUCAGAGCUUGGAACGGAAGUGAUAAAAGUUUUCAUUAUUCCGCGAUUGAAGUUCAUCUCCGAGAGAGUAGAAGUCCAUCUACAAGGAAGUAAUAUAAGCGCAACUGACAAGAUUGCUGCUGGUCAUAUCCGAGCUAUGCUGCAAAAAGUGUGCUCUCCUAUCCUGAAAACACUUCGCAAUCCACCUGAUGUGGUGGAAGAAUACAAGAAGGACUAUGGAUUCCUUGGUCCGACACUGCAUCAAGGUGUCAUUAAAGCAAGAACUGCUCCUCCACCUACCCCUGCCUGUACAAGUGCAAGCAGUUCUGCUGCAAAUGUAUCGAUAGUAACCACCACAUCAAGCACACCGGCUAGACCUCAGACCCCACUUAUUUCUGGAGGUGGAAGUAAACCAUCUACUGGUUCCGGUUUACAGAGACAAUCUUCCACAGGCGGACAAUCAUCCAGUGGACAGCAGCAGAAGUACGUUAUAGUAACUCAACGUCAGCAAACUCCUUCUCCGUCCCAGGAUGAUUUUGUAGGUAUCAUACAACAGAGUCAACGCUCCAGUGGAAGUUCCGUGCAACCGGGAUUCAUAAAAUUGGAACCGAAUACUCAGAAAGUGGUGUUGCAGCAGGGACCUGCAGCAAAUGUGAUUACCAAACCGUUGUUUGUGAGCGGCGGUGGAACAGGCAGCAGCAGCUCGCAGCCUCCUCCGACAUUAGAGCUAGAUGAUCUGUCGCAUCUGGCUUAAUUUCGAAAUUAUGUGUGUUUCUCGUCGGUUUUUUGUACGUUUAGUGUUAGAAAAUUUAUUCUUGUGGCAGAAUAUAUUGAUGCAACAAA
Topomyia yanbarensis is the source of this 2062-nucleotide messenger RNA. Its product is annotated as transcription initiation factor TFIID subunit 6-like. Lineage: Eukaryota; Metazoa; Arthropoda; Insecta; Diptera; Culicidae. Bases 141 to 1973 code for a protein of 610 amino acids. Gene Ontology annotation, cellular component: transcription factor TFIID complex; SAGA complex; SLIK (SAGA-like) complex. Gene Ontology annotation, biological process: RNA polymerase II preinitiation complex assembly; transcription initiation at RNA polymerase II promoter. The transcript has 4 exons. Gene Ontology annotation, molecular function: protein heterodimerization activity; RNA polymerase II general transcription initiation factor activity; transcription coactivator activity. The record is from RefSeq and is a predicted model, not a curated record.